GUAUAGAAUCAUCUGUGUGAUUCAGAAGCGUUGAACGACAGUGCCUCCUGACAUCUCCGGUGCUCCACACAGGGCUUGGAGAAAAGUGACAGACACUUGCAGGCGCUGGUUGGAGGUUGAAGACGAAGAAGUCUGCCCUAAUUUUUCCACAAAAUCCACUGCUAGGAGAAUUUGAAAAACCCAACUCAAAGUUAGGGUUUUUACAGGGGAAGGAAAGCUAGAAUGGAAGAUAAAGGUUUGAAGUUGAAAGAAUCUGAGUUGAGGCAGGGAAAACUGGCCCUGCAAUUUGAGGGCCUUUUGGACUGCAUUGAUUCCACCCGGGCCGAGAUCCUUGGCGUAUUCCAAGAGGUCCAGGAUAAGGAUAAGAAAAUUGGAGUUUUAGAGAGCCAAGUCGAAGCCAAAUCCGAGGAAUUGCGUGGAAUUGAGAGGUUGAUUGAAAAGAGAUCAAAUGAGCUCGAAUCACUCGAGUCCUCCUUGUGGGACUGUCAGUCAUCGAUUGAAGAGCACAAGAAGGAGCUUUCGGCUAAGGUGAAGCGGCUGGAAGAAGUUCAGAGAUGGGUUAGUGAGAAGGAGAGGGAGUAUGAUUCGAUAAAGAAAGGGAUUGAACAUGGAAGAAGUAAAUUGAAUUGGUAUGAGAAAGCUGUGGAAAAGAAGUCAAAGUUAGUUGAGUCCAAGGAGGAAAACUUGAAAGGGGUUCUACGAACGUUAGAGAUAUACAAUGAGGAAAUUGAGUUUCAAAAGAGGCGAUUAAAUGAGAUUCGGGGGUCAAUUGAGGAGCAGAAGGAAGAACUUGCUUUGAAAAAAGAGCAGACUAAAGAGGCGGAAAGAAAGGUUGAUCAAUGUGACAGAGAGACGAAGGAUAAAGAGAAGAAGCUUAGUACGAUUCAGAAAUCAAUUGAGGAAAUUGAAUCAAGAGAGAAAAUAAUUGAUGCAAUGGAUUUGAAAGUGAAAGAUUUUUUCUUGCUGAAGAAAUCCAUGGAGGAGUGGUUCAAUAAACUCGAAUUGAAAGAGAAAGAAUUCGAGUCAAAAGUUGCGGAUCUUAGUUUGAUUCAAAAGAGAGUGGAUGAAUGCAUCAAUGAGGUUCAGUUGAAGGAACAACAUUUGGAUUCACUUGAAAAAUUGAUUCGAGAAGGAAAAAUGCAUUUGGAUUCACAAGAAAGGUUGUUAAAAGAAUUAUCUAAUGGUCUUGAAUUAAAAGAAACGCAACUUGAGCAGCGGCAUAAAGAACUUGAAUUGAAACAAGAAGAUAUUGAGUCGAUCCGAAAUUCUGCCCGUGCUAACAGUGUCAUUGUUUCUUCUUCCACAAGUAAUCACUUCAGCAUCGAUAAGGAUGGUGGAGGCUUGCAGUUACUCAUGAAAGAGAGUGUAAAGAGAAUUGAUUUAUUGAGUAGUGAAUUGGCAGCUUUUCUUCAAGCGUCAUCAGACCCAGCAAAAUUGGUUUUGGAUGCAAUGCAAGGGUUUUACCCUUCAAAUUCGAUUGGGGACAACGAGGGGUUUGAUUAUGAUUUGACAGUUAUUAGAAGAAGUUGUGUUCUUUUGUUACAGGAGUUGAAGAGGUUAUCACCACCGAUUAAUCGUCCGGUGAGAGAACAAGCAAUUAAGUUGGUGGAUGACUGGAAGGAAAAGAUGACAGUGGUGGUGGAAAAUAGUUUAGAGGUUUUGGGUCUUUUGUGGCUUCUUACGGCACUUGAGUUGACCUCAACUUAUGAUGCGAGGGAGCUUCAAAGUCUUCUUGCUUUAGUUUCUCACCCAGAACAUGCACCUCAACUGCGCCAGGCCCUUGGCAUCACAUACAAUGCAUCUGUAUAUAGCGCCCUGUCAGUCCCUGUCAAAAUUGAGGAACCUGAACCUUCAACAGUCAGAAAUGUAGCUACUUCUCCUUCUCCAAUUCUUCAACUAAGUGCGACUGCCACCACAGAUGCAAGGAAUUCGCAGGACUGUCUAGAUGAGCAUUUAAGUGGGAAUGACUCAGCCAAUAACGAAUUGCUUGAUGUUCUACGACUACCAGUAGACCCGGAAAAAGUAGUUUUGAAGUUGAUGCAAAAAUCUCUUGAUCAGUACUGGAGCAAUAGAAAUGUUGGUUUCAUAGCCAAUCUCAAGAAGACCUACAUUCCCAUGUUGAAUGAGCUGAUGAAAAUCUCAACAAAUGUUGCCCUCGAUGUGAAAGAAGAUGCAGUAAAGCUAGCAGCCCAGUGGCAAGCAAAAAUGAGAACCGAUGCAGAAAACUCGUGGGAGAUUUUGGGUUUUUUGCAAUUUGUGGCUGCAUAUGGAUUGCUUUCUACCUUGAGUGUAGAUGAGACUGUGAUGCUUCUUGGAAACAUAUGUCAGAAUAAACCGGUUCUACAAUUAUGUCGGAUACUUAGUUUUGCAGAUAAGAUCCCCGGUUUUAUUCGGGAUCUGAUUGAAGGGAAACAGCUGAUUAAGGCUGUUAGAUUGAUUUGCACCUUCAAGUUAACUGACAGGUUCCCGCCGGUAGUACUCUUAAAUAAAUAUGUGGAGGAUGUAAGGAAGUCUUUCCGUGCAAUAUGGCCGGGAAAGAGAACAAUUUAUGAAAAGGAUAAUGUAAUGAACAACCUAAUAGCUGAUAUGAGAGGUGUACUUCAGUGCAUAAAGGAUCACAAUCUUGAGUCCGAAUACCCGUAUAAGGACAUUGAAUUGGAAAUAGUUCAGCUGGAAAGACUAAAGGAGAAUUUGAGAUUCUUGCCGACGGGGAUUGCCUCCAGGUGUGAACAGCAAGAACAGGAAAGAAGGAAGAGAUGCAGUACUAGUUCUACUUCCCAGUUUCAACCACCAGAGAAACGUCAAAAUAGAAGUCAUCCGACAGCUCCUGCAGCAGCUGCUAGAUCCUACACAACUUUCCGUUCGCAGUUAAAUCCGUCAUCUCAGCUAUUUGGAAAUAAUGAUGGACACCCUGGGCAGUUUAGUAUGUUUGCCAACCACCAUGAAACUGGUUGCAGUUUUGUUUCCGAGCAGUUAACUUCAUCGUCUCAGCUGUAUGAAAACCAUGGACACCCUUUGCAGUUUGCUAUGGACCAUGAAAUUGGUGCUAAUUUUGGUCCCAUGCAGUUAAGGUGGUCCUCUCAGCUGGCUCAAAAUUUUGGAUUCCCUGCGCCGCUUCCUUUGGCUUCCAACGAGCAUGAGAUUGGUACUGAUUUCAGUUGUAUGCAGGAUGCCGGAUUAUAUAACUCUAAUCAGUUCUUGCCCGGCACUCAUGGUUUUGGCCGUAGAGAAACCUAGCAGGAAACCCUCCACACAUGUAAACUUUGAUGAACCACUUUCAACCCCAGUGUGCAGUUCUGAUUGUAGUUUACACCGUCCUUAUACGAUUAUAACGGCGUCCUUAUGUCGCA
This is a messenger RNA of Pyrus x bretschneideri (Chinese white pear), 3350 nucleotides long. RefSeq names its product FRIGIDA-like protein 5. The record is from RefSeq and is a predicted model, not a curated record. The coding region runs from base 223 to 3237 and encodes 1004 amino acids. The transcript is spliced from 5 exons. Lineage: Eukaryota; Viridiplantae; Streptophyta; Magnoliopsida; Rosales; Rosaceae.